Messenger RNA from Cylindrotheca closterium, 578 nucleotides. The record is from the annotation of a GenBank genome assembly. Lineage: Eukaryota; Bacillariophyta; Bacillariophyceae; Bacillariales; Bacillariaceae.
CUGCGGCUGCUGCUGGUGAUGAUGAUGAUGAUGAUCAUACUGGUGCUGGUGAUGUGGAUGGUGAUGUGGACGAUGGGUUUCUGCAUUAUGAUCCAGAUCCCAACGCCACCACUGUCGCAAUCUCCUUAUGGCAAAGGAGACGAGCGAACACAGGAGCCGGGGUUUCCCGUGCCCAAGACGUGAAACUGCUUGGACACAAGAACGAGUCCCUUCCAAUGGUGACUGUGAAAAUGAACCAGAUUCUUGAAACCUGGGCCAAAAAGGUUGCACACAAGCUCCAAUCUGUUGCACAUAUCAAAUGCCGCUAUCCUCUUCCCUUGGAGUAUGCUGGGGACAUCACUCCGCCAAUCAUCCAAGUGCUCAGCUAUUACCUCACCGUUCAGGAUGUUCUGGAAGCUCUGGAACAGCGGAUCUUUCCAGGCAUGACAUUGGCAAAUAUCCUAGAACAGCAAGAUAUGACUGUUUACUUUGACAACGAAUCCCUAGCACUUGCCAGAAGCCACGUGGCAACAGGACGGGGCGGUGCAGCCGCAACUGGCUUCUACGAGCCUGACGUUGCACAAAACUACUUCGAUUAA